GCCCCGCCGAUGAACACGGAGGACAUGACCGUGGCCAUCAAGGCGAUGUUGCGUGGGCCGACUCCCAAGAGCCAGGUGCCCGUGCAUGCGGCCUACGAUCCUGGUGCAAUCCCCAUGGCCUACACCGCACCCUGGUUUGGCGCUGCAAGCCUUCGCCAGACCGGCACCGUAAAGAAGCUUGUCGAAGGCAAAGGCUUCGGCUUCGUCGAGGCCGAUGAAUAUGUGGCGUGCUUCGGGGACAUCUUCUUACAUUUCUCGGACAUGAGGCACGGGAGCAGUGCGGCCGGAGCUCUACAAGUGGGUUCGCGCGUGAGCUUCCAGACCGAGAUCGAUUUCUUGUCAGGGCGCGGACGUGCCCGCGACAUUCUCCCCGUGACCGAGGAGGUCACCGCCGCUAUGAAAGCUCAAGGAGUCCAAGAUACCUGGGUUGAGAUGCACAGCACUACCUACUCGAAGUCGCAGCUCCUGUCGGUGUUCAACACAAUGCGUGCCAAAGACAACCGGCGAAGGACAUGGAAGUCAAGCGCUCAGCGCAAGCUUGGGAUUCGCACG
This is a messenger RNA of Symbiodinium sp. CCMP2456, 552 nucleotides long. The record is from the annotation of a GenBank genome assembly. Lineage: Eukaryota; Dinophyceae; Suessiales; Symbiodiniaceae.